AUGACCUACUCUAAACUGACACCCAUCCAGACGGGAACGUUCAGCACAGUCUACAAGGCCUGGUCAUCGCAACGUAACGAGUACGUUGCGUUGAAAAUAAUGCCCAAAUCAAAAUAUUCCAGUGGUGGCAUGGCAAACGAAUUUGAAAUUAUGAAAAUUCUGGGUAGAUCACAUCCAAAUAUUUGCUCCAUGUUGGAUUUUUACCAGGAUACAAACUAUUACGUACUGGUCCUGGAAUAUUGCGAAUAUGGUGAUCUUUAUGAUUUCCUAUCCGUGGCCAAGCGCCAAGGUGAUCAAAUCCAUCCCUCCACUAUACAACUAGAUUUCGCCAAAGUAUUAAGACAGAUAAGUUCCGCAAUCAUGUAUUCACAUUCCCUGGGUAUCGCACAUAGAGACAUUAAACCAGAAAAUAUCUUGUUGACCAAGGAAGGUGAUAUUAAAUUGGCUGAUUGGGGACACGCCAUUAGAGAUUCAUUCUCCAAAGAAUCGCAUAUUGGUACGGAUAAUUAUCGUGCCCCAGAAACUUUCGAUUGCACCAUAGAAUAUGACACGUUCAAGAUAGAUUAUUGGUCUUUGGGGGUGACAAGUUUAUAUUUGAUAUUUGGACAGGCUCCAUUUAAGAAUCUAACUUUAUCCUCUGAUUUGGCAGAUUGUCACAUGAGAGAGGAGAAAAAUUAUUUAAUGGGAUCCAAUUAUUCCACUUUUGCUAGGGAUCCUAACGAAUUCAUCUAUAAAUAUUAUUUGGCUCCAAUAAUUAAUUUGAAGAAGGAUAUGUUGUACCAAUAUCGUGAUGCGAAAGUACCAUUGUAUGUAUGGCGUGACUUGGCGGACAUUUACAAUUUGUUCUACAUUAGUAGGAUCCUAGUGGAUUCUUUAAUUGUUUGUGAACCAGAGGAACGUUCAUUAAAGACAUUUCUUUUCGAACUUAAUAGAGAGAAUGGAUUAAGAAAAUUAAAUGGGAAGAUCAUCAUUAAUGAACGUACCACUGCACAUCAUCCAAUGAUGCAUCAUGAAAAGGGUUCACAAGUUCAAUUGGUCAAUCGUACUCUGAUUCCUGAAAAAAUAACGUGA
Molecule: messenger RNA, 1071 nt
Organism: Naumovozyma castellii
Lineage: Eukaryota; Fungi; Ascomycota; Saccharomycetes; Saccharomycetales; Saccharomycetaceae
Gene: FMP48
Product: protein kinase FMP48
Exons: 1
Coding region: 1-1071 (356 amino acids)
Source: RefSeq, a predicted model, not a curated record